Molecule: messenger RNA, 1483 nt
Organism: Prorocentrum cordatum
Lineage: Eukaryota; Dinophyceae; Prorocentrales; Prorocentraceae
Source: the annotation of a GenBank genome assembly
AUGCAGUUUGCCAUCAUACUGGAGCGAGACGGGGUGUUGGAUAAUCUCCUGCACCGAGUGGUCUUGGGGACACCGCCCGAGGGCCUCCUCUUUCCCUACUCGCUCGUCGACUACAGGCAUCGGCUCAGGCAGUUUGCAGCGGCCCUGGGCCUCGACAUCCACUGGGCGCCCCACUCGGCGCGGGCGGGCUUUGCUAGCGAUUCCGCGGCUCGUGGCAUCCCCUUCCAGGAGAUCAAGGAGGCAGGACGGCGGCUCACCGAGUCCAGCCUCCGCAUCUACGUGGACGUUGUUACCGCGUCCAGGGCCCUGGCACAGGCUGAGCAGCGAGGAAUCGCAUCGCUCGUCCGCGAGGCGGCCAAGAAGCUACCCAGCUACUUCCCGAAGGGCAUCUUCGGCGAGAACGAGGGCCGCAAGCAUGCCGCCGUCUGGCUGGCGCAAGGGGGAGGACGGGACCUGGGUGCUUCCAGUGCCUGGGCGCCCGCCAGCCCCACUGGCGGGGGGCCGCCGCCAGCGCUGCCGCCAGUGCCGGGCCUGGGCGAGCUGGUGGACGGGAUCAUGGCGGGGCCGCCGCAGCUGGGGGAUGCAGCAGCGGGCGCGGGUGCGGCCGAGGCCGAGGCGCCAGCGCCAGCGAACCUGGUCGCGCUGCAGCCGAUGGCCGCGCGUCCGCAGGCGGCGGGCGCGGCGGCAGGGCAGCGGCGCGCGGGCGUCAGCGGCUGGGCGCUGGUGCGCGCGGCCUGGAGCACCGCAAGGUGGUGCGGGCGCUCGACCACACGAGGCGUGACGUGGGCGGCGGUCGCCGGCUGGCUGAUCGCGUGUCUGUACGUGGCAGGGCCGAUGGCGCACUUCGGGACCAUGAUGGGCGUCGCGGCGAGCGUGUCGGUCUCGGCGGGGGAGGUGGUCGACCACAGCCUCGGAGCAGCGAUCACGGCUGCUCAAGGCGUGUCCGACUUCGCCGUGACGCCGACGCGCCACUCGGCGAACAUCCUGCAGGAGGCGUGGCGAGGCGUGGACAUCACCGAUCUCAAGGUCCACCAGCGCCACGCCGAGAGCAUCGCCGACGACCCCACGCUCUUGCAGGAAUGGGUCUUUCGAGAGCUCUUGUCAGUGGAGCCGCGGCCGCCUGGUGCCGAUCAGGUGGCCAGCGCGAUCGCUGAGGCUUCGGUGACACUGCCACGCGCAACAGAGAGCUGGCAGAUGCUGGUGUGGCCAGGUCAGCACAGAGAGUUCCACAUGACAUACGACCUACUGUCUACAGGAUUUUACGGCGUCCAUGUUGGUGAUCGCAUCGUGAAUUUCAGCGUUCAGUGGUCGAAGCCUUUGUGGAGCGGCCUCGAGUGCGACCUCGGCUCGGAGAGGGACACCAUUCUCCUUCUCAUCAACUCGACCCUGGCCAAACUCCCCCUCCCCGCGAUCCGCUAUAUGUCGAUGAGCGACCGCGAGAUCGAGCUAGCCAAGCUCCCGGGGGCCUGGAUCAACAUGACUC